Molecule: messenger RNA, 907 nt
Organism: Talaromyces proteolyticus
Lineage: Eukaryota; Fungi; Ascomycota; Eurotiomycetes; Eurotiales; Trichocomaceae
Product: DASH complex subunit Dam1-domain-containing protein
Exons: 4
Coding region: 153-749 (198 amino acids)
Biological process (GO): mitotic sister chromatid biorientation
Cellular component (GO): DASH complex; mitotic spindle polar microtubule; mitotic spindle pole body
Source: RefSeq, a predicted model, not a curated record
AACUCUCUGGCAACCCGCAGCCUGUUCAGUGUUUCAUAUGACUCGAUUGCCUUGCCGAGGCUUUACCGGAUUGAGCUCCUAGUGUCACCCACGACAAGUACAGUCAACUAACUCAGUAGUCAACUCUACAUACCACAGUCUGUGCUGACUCCAUGGACUCCAGCGCUCCCAGGUCGGCGUCGCGGCCGCGCCCAACCUCACGGCCGACCACGCCGCUGCGUCCCAGCUCGAGAUCUUCGAUUCGCGACUCGCACGCCUACGGUGGCAGCGUCUAUGCAGAGCCCGCCAUCAACGCGUUGGAGCCGCAGUAUGCGGAACUGGCGGACUCCAUGGCCGAUCUGGAAGCCAACUUCAUGCACUUGCAAUUGAUGCACGAGAGCCUGGCGCGCUUCAGCGAGAGCUUUGCCAGUUUCCUGUAUGGCCUGAACAUGAACGCGUUUUGCGUUGACUUUCCUGAGGCCCCGGUUUCCGAAUCCUUCAAACGAGUGCAAGCGAAGGCCCGACAAGAAGCAUUUGAAUCAAGCAAAGCGGGCCAUGAUACCGACGCAACGUUCAUGACUACGGAUACCUCUUUCAUUGAUAACCCACCAACCACAGUCUCGUCCAAAGCUACGCCCAAAUUCACCCCUCCAGCUCGCGGUCGCGGGGCCGGGUCUACUCGUGGAACAACCGGCAGUCGUUAUACUAGAGGAGGCACUGGAAGGGCACGACCGAGUGCGCUACCACGGGGGAGGGGAUAUAAUAGAUAGAGAAGACCAGUGCAGGAGCUGGAUGAGAAGAUCUCGACGUCAUUCGCGCUGCAUUCAGCCACAGAUUUUUGAUACCCUUUGAAUGAAUAUGAAUGCUUUACAAUAAAAAAUCAAUACUUGUACAUAUACUCAUACUCACGCUCAUACUUAUACUGUUC